AUGAGUAUAUGGGAAGUUCCAUACUAUUGCACUUUCAGAAAUUUCGAUGUGAACAAUCCGUCGCCUACCCCAGCUGCACCGGUGGAUGACGAGCAGCCCGAUACCGCAUACCUCUCCCCCGAUAUUACUCUGAAUGCUCUAGGUCAACUAGGCGUCUAUAGAUUUGGGUGCGAUCGGUCAUUCAUCUCCAUUAUUGAUGGCCAAAGUCAACACAUCCUCGCCGAAACGACAGCGUCCAUAUCCUUGCGACAUAAAGAUCAGCAUUUACCAAAUAAUGGCAUAUAUCUAGGGUUCAGGACUUUGAACCUUGAAUGGGGGGUGUGCCCUCACACAAUCAAGUUAUUCACGGCCCAGGACAUUUCGUUGGAACUUAACACGCCCAACAUAACCGCGGACCGCACCCGCUACAUUAUCCGAAAUUUUGCAGCCGAAGAGUGUUUCAAGAAUCGCCCCUACGUGGUUGACUGGCCUCAUAUGCGAUUUUAUGCAGAAGUACCUCUGUUUAGCGCCUCGGGGCAUGUGCUCGGUUCAUACUGCGUAGUGGACGACAAGCCUCGUGACGUAUUCGGGGAUCACGAGGUUGCUUUAUUGCAAGAAAUUGCGGAUGCUAUUGCCCAUCAUCUUGAAAACGCCCGGAUUGUGCAUUUUCACCGCCGAGCAGAGAAAUUAGUCAAAGGAGUGGCUGAUUUUGUCACUGACCAUCCAAACCCCGAUGCUGAGCUGAAGAAACCAAGUGCCACAUUUUCGGGUCUACCUCUUCAUACUCAGUCGGCUAACGACGGUGAGAGCGGCUUGUCUCCUUCAAUGCACGCAGCCAGAGUUCUGGAGUCAACGACAAUCGCCGAAGAGAUAUCAGCACUGUCAUUUUCCACAGAAAGGUCCGAUCAGACACGAAUCACCUCCGUUCCUUCCAGCUUCGAAGGACAAAUAGCGGCGAUGACUCCACUGAAUGAAAACCACACCACGCGUGAUAGAGUUGGUUCUCAUUUCCGCACUUCGCGGAUAAAGCCCGGAGUAGCCAUUUCUCAAAGCAUUGCUUCAAUCUUCUCCCAUGCUAGUGCUAUCCUCAGGGAUUCCAUGGACCUUGCUGGGGUAAUGUUUUUGGAUGCUUACCAAAGUAACUCUGGAGUAAAACCCUUUCAACAUAACGGGAGGUCAUCAGAAGUAUCGGAAUCAUUGUGCGAGAGUUUUGGACAUGCACUUGGAAUAUCAGAACAUAGGUCACCUGAUGACUCCGGAGUCGCCGUUACGGAGAAACUCUUGAGAAUAAUGAUUGAUGCAUAUCCUGAAGGUCAAAUAUUCAAUAUGAGCGAUCAAUUUGAGGAUAACGAGCCCGCAGAGUUGGAGGCUUCUAAUGACAUUACUCAAACUUUAGCGGCACAGUUCCCAGAUGCAGACUCGGUCCUUUUUCUUCCAUUAUGGGAUUGGAACAAAUCACGCUGGCUGGCCGGGACCCUAGUUUGGACGAAACUACCCCAGCGUGCCUUAGGUUCGGAAGAGCUCGGAUUUUUCAAGGCAUUCGGGAAUUCAAUAAUUUCAGAAGUUGCCCGCGUCAACUGGGAUGCCAUCGAGAAGUCGAAAUCUGAUUUCAUCUCCUCCAUCAGUCAUGAGCUUCGUUCGCCACUCCACGGAGUUCUUGGUAAUACUGAGCUGCUACGAGCGACUGCCCUUGAGCCGGUCCAGGUAGAUAUGGUCAAGUUGAUCGAAUCGUGCGGUCUAACGCUGUUAGAUGUUUUGGACCAUCUACUAGACUUCACCAAGAUCAAUAGUAUCCAAAGGGAGGAUAGCUUGAUGGCAGAUAUGACGACAUUGAUGACCGAUGUGGACCUGGGCAUCCUCAUUGAGGACGUGACUGGAAUUAUGUAUUCAUCGCAGACUACCGGGGAUAGGCAGAGCUUCCAGUCAAACGUUGAGGGCCUUUUGACCCCUGCAAUCCCCUCUACAAAUGCCAGGGACAUGGAAAAUCUCAGUGUCGUCAUUCGGAUCGAAGAGAAGACUCCAUGGAAAGUGCGUACGGUAGCUGGUGCUUGGAGGAGAAUUUUGAUGAGUCUUGUUGGCAAUUCCAUGAAAUGGACCCGGAAGGGCGUCAUCGAAGUGUCCUUGUCAAAUAUCAGCCCUAAUUCUGAUUCCGAACCUGUGCUGGCUCACCUAUCAGUAACGGACACGGGCCGUGGUAUAUCACCGGAGUAUUUAAGACACUCGGUGUUCUCUCCCUUUUCUCAGGAAGAAUCAUUAUCAGAGGGCAUUGGCCUGGGCCUCAGUCUUGUGCACAAGCUCGUCACCUUCCUGGGCGGUCACAUUGACGUGGAGAGCGAAAUGGGUAUGGGGACACAAAUCGAUAUCUACAUCCCGGUUCAAUCCUUGACCGCGGAGAGUUCUGAAUCGUUAGACCCGUACAGCAAACCGGCCGUCCCAAUUCCGCCCACUCGAGUAUGUCUAAUCGGCUUCGAGGGCUAUCCCGACCUUCAGGAGACACCCACUGGCAUUCAAAGCACAGAGUCAAAACGUAAACUAUCGAUUCAAAAGGCCGUCGGCGAGGUGUUGUUAGCCCAACCGAACUUGAGUGUUUCAUUUUCAGAGUCAGUCGAAAACGCCCAAGGCGAUUUUGCAGUUAUCGAGGAAGCAAAACUACUGCAGACGCUGCAGGACGGUUCUUUGUUCUCAGUUCAAACAAGGUUCAAGUCUUUCUUGGUGCUGGGUGAGAAGCUUUCAAUUGCGGAGGGCAAUUUCAAGGCGAAUCUUGUUCGCGUCUCUCAGCCAUAUGGCCCCCAAAAACUACGAAAGGCUGUCAACUCAAUAUUGGCUGAUUUAGAGCUAUCUGAGACCCAUCAAGAUCCUUAUCCCAAAUGUGAUACGGCGUUUGUGCAGGAGGCUCUGCAAUCAAACGACCAUGACGCUCGCAGAAAUACUCGGCCCAAAUCUGGAAUGUCUAACACAGCUGCACAGACCCCCGCGCCAACUCUUCCUGUUACCUUGGAGCCACCGAUCACCGAUGACGGAGCGCACGUUCUUAUUGUAGAUGACAAUGAUAUUAAUUUAAAGAUCCUUACUACCUUUGUUCAAAAACUAGGCUGCAGCUACGAAUCAGCUACGAAUGGGUUGAUUGCGCUUGGCAGAUACAAAGAGUCCAAGCAACGCAUAAACUACGUUCUGAUGGAUCUCUCCAUGCCGGUAAUGGAUGGCCUCACCGCCACGACAAAGAUUCGAGAGUAUGAAAAAGAGAACAACAUCCCGGAAGCUUGCAUCAUGGCCGUCACCGGAGUCGCUUCCGCUGAGAUGCAACAACAAGCGCAAUUGGCAGGGAUCGAUGAUUAUGUGGCCCUUCAGCGAUACAAGAUCCCUAUCCGGAAGGUUGAGAACGAUGGACUCCUACGAUGGUUAUGGAUCUCCCGGGAGGAAUCACGUCGGUCGCCCGCCUCUCAAGAUCGGCGACGUGCACGGCCGCGCUCCCGCUCGCCCGUGAUUGACCGGUACGAGCCUUCGGAGCGUCGUUCUCACCGCGAGGACUUCUACAACAAUUCUCGGGAGCAUGCUGCCCGAGAGCGCGAGGACCGCCGACGUGCCCCGUCGCCAACUGUGGCCAACAUCGACCGAUAUGUGCCCGGACAAGACAGCAGUAGUGGUGGCAAGCGUCCUAUUCCGACCAACCCGAUGCCCAAUCCUCUUACACUGGAUUUCCAAGUCGGAUUCAAUUGGUUUGCCGAGUGGUGGAGAUUGGAGGAAUCUGUGAAUGAGGAGAAGGAGCGCGCCAAAAACGGCGGUCGUCGAGUCAAGGGAGAGCGCGAGGCGCGCGAAGAUCGGGAGAAGGAACGUGCGCAAAUCCAGGCAGCUUAUGAUACAUACAAGGUUGAUCUGCAAAUUCGACUGGCCAGGCUGUUCGUCCAGCAGCACCGUAACGAGGAGUGGUUCAAAGAACGAUAUCUUCCUGAAGUCAGAGAUCCUCUUCGCGCCCGUCUCAUGACGGUUCGACAAGGUGCAUAUGAACAGUGGGAGCAUGAUAUUGAAAAUAACCUUUUCAAGGACUUUACCCUUGAAGGCAUAUACAAGAGCGAUAGCGACGGUGCCGGUGGUGUGGUUGAAAAGGAGGAAGGCGAGACUACGGCUACCGCUGAGACCAUGGGAGUGCUUGACCUACUUCCAGUCCGUGGCGGAGACCUUCGUGACGAAGCUCUUGCACAGCCUGCGCUCCUUAUAAAAACCCUCGCACCCAACGUCAGCCGCAGCAAGAUCGAGGAGUUUUGUAAGGAGCAUCUCGGCGAGGAAGAUGGAGGUUUCAAGGGGCUGAGCCUCAGCGACCCGAACCCAUCUAAAAAAUUCCAUCGCAUGGGAUGGAUCAUGUUGCAUCCUUCCGCAAACACCACAGUGGAGCGAGGGGAUGGACGCGAUGAAGAGUUCGAAAAUAUGGAUCAAGAUGGAGGUGCGAACGGUGGUGUCACAAUCAGCCCGGCUGAGAAAGCUCUCGAGGCUGUCAAUGACAAGACCAUCCAUGAUUCCGUCCAUGGUGACUUUGUUUGCCAUGUCGGGGUUCAUGUCCCCCCUGCUCAGCCGCGCAAGAAGGCUCUCUGGGAUCUGUUCUCCGCACCUGAGCGAAUUGAUCGUGAUCUCGAGCUGGCCAAACGUUUAACUUCCAAACUGGAUUCCGAAAUGAACAUCUCUGUGGAUGGUUUCACCAAGAUCGAAGAGUAUGUUGACGACCUGCGCGGCAAAGGAGAGCUUCAGCCCCCUGCUACGGGACCAGUCAGUGUCAAGAAGCAGAGAAACGGAUAUGGCGAUGAAGGGGACGAAGGGGAGAUUGAGGAAGGUGAAGAGAAGGAAAUUUCCGAAGAAGAAGAUGUGGAUGAUGAGGAACUUGCAGUGAAGAAGAAGAAGCUAGACUUGGUUGUUGAAUACCUACGUCGUGUCUACAACUUCUGCUUUUUCUGUGUCUUUGAAAGUGACUCAGUCCAUGAACUCGGCCGCAAGUGCCCUGGUGGACACCUUCGCCGUCCGCGCACCGGACUUUCCACCCAGGCCAAGGAAGUGGCCCGAGCCAGCGCGCUCGGCCAGCCAUUCCCGGCCAAGAAGAAGGAACCUAGUGAGGAAGGAGAAGAUCCCUCCUCGCCUGUCCAGGAGAAGCGUGGACAGCGCCAUGGUUCCAAAUCUGAACAGCAACUGCAACGUGCCUUUAACUGGGUGAAGACGUUCGAAGACAAGUUACUGCAGAUCCUGGAGCCAGAGAACGUCGAUCUCAGCAAGCUCGGCGGCAAGCCCGUCGAUCAGGCGCUUGAGGAUGAACUUCUGAAAUAUAUGAAGCAGGAGGACGACUCCAAGUACCGGUGCAAGGCGCCUGAAUGUACCAAGCUUUUUAAGGCCGAGGCCUUCUGGCGCAAGCAUGUCGAGAAGCGCCAUACAGAGUGGUUCAAUGGCAUCAAGAACGAUCUCGCCUUAGUGAAUGCCUAUGUCUUAGACCCAGCACGCAUUGCCCCAUCCCGAUCCGAUGCCAACAGCAACGGUCACUUCCCACUUGGCUCCGGCCAAGGUCAUACCGGCACUCCCCGUGGAUUCACCCUUGCCAGCAUGCCCUACGCCCCCAAUGGAAACAUGCCUACCUUCCCUCCAAUUCCCGGCAUGAUGGGUUCCGGCUGGAAUGGAAAUGCAAUGGGACACGACGGUGGUCUUCACCAACCCGGACCCAUGCGCCGCGGCCAGAACCGCAACAACCGACCCGGCCCGUACGACCGUCGCCGAUUCAAUGGAAACGGCCGACUGAGCCCUCCCCGCGGCAUGCCAGGCAUGUAUGGUGGUCGCCUACCGCCUCCUGGUGUCAGCGUUCCAGCUGGCCACCCCGCAGCCAACAUGGCCGCUGCCAACCCGUUCCCAGACUCAAUGGGUUCCAGCGGAGGUCCCAUGGCCCCGCGCGAAGCCGUCCAAGGCCGCAGCCUGAAGAGCUACGAGGAUCUGGAUGCAGUCGAUGCCUCUGGCAGCGGCGAACUGCAGUACUAG
Messenger RNA from Penicillium roqueforti, 5982 nucleotides. Its product is annotated as putative arsenite resistance protein Ars2. Gene Ontology annotation, molecular function: protein binding; phosphorelay sensor kinase activity. The coding region runs from base 1 to 5982 and encodes 1993 amino acids. NCBI's taxonomy places the organism in Eukaryota, Fungi, Ascomycota, Eurotiomycetes, Eurotiales, Aspergillaceae. Gene Ontology annotation, biological process: phosphorylation; phosphorelay signal transduction system. The record is from RefSeq and is a predicted model, not a curated record. The transcript has 14 exons.